GUUCGUUUUGCAGUAGAGGUGCUACUGACUCUUCUGCGAAUCUCAUGGAACAUCGUUCCUUUCAGUCAGCGAUCGUAUUAAACAAAUCAAACAUUCGUCACAAACGCGACAAUUGCCGAAAACAACAAAUCCUGCUUCUACUAUUAUGUUGUUUAAACGGGUCUUUGAAAGAAAGUCCAUGUUGAACGCUGACGCCAAGAAUAAGUUGUCGGAGAAAUGUUCUAGAAGGAAAUCCGAAUGUGAUGGCUGUGGCGAACAUUCCACCAUUCUGGAAGAGAUGAUGAAGAUGGUGCUGCUUGGUGUUGUGCUGUGGGCAGGCGUGACAUUUGGAAGCCAUGUAGCACCAUAUCCACUUAAUUUAUUGGUAACUACAGAUACUAUGCAUCCACCGCCCAUGUACGACUUUCCAUUUCCAAGUCCUGAGAAAUUAAAGAGAUUGCCGACAGUGACGGCAUCGCUAAAGAACAGGUCUUUAGAUAUUAGCAGACUUAGCGUUGCUUUGUUGGAGAGAUUGGAAACUAAUCUGCAGUCUGCUGGGAUUACUCCGAAGACUGGCUCGCCUGCUCAAGGGCUUGCUAUUCUUGGAUCUCCGUCUACCGAUGCUAUGCAUUAUGAACAGUCCUCAAUGAUUAUUACGAAAGCAUCUCAGAACUUAGUUCAUAAUAGAUGUGAAAGAUAUGGCCUGGCAAAUGAUGAAUGCGCGAGUUAUAUAAGCACGUUAAGAUUGCGCGAGAGUGAAUAUGGUGGGGAAUGUGCUGGAUUAGAACGUUUCACGUGUCCUACACAGAUGAUCUCCUCUCGGUAUCGUACUUUUGAUGGCUCCUGUAACAACCCUGUACGUUCGUCGUGGGGACAGGCUUUAACUGGAUACAAGCGAUUAUUACACCCAAGAUACGCCGAUGGUAUCGAACAGCCACGCCGAGCCGUUAGUCAAAAAUCAUUACCCUCCGCCCGUAUGGUUAGCGUAAAGUUGACUGAUAACUUAGAUAAACCUGAUGAUGAAAAGACAAUUGCAUUAGCAGUUUGGAGUCAAUUUGUAUACAAUGAUUUGGCUCAUACACCUGUACGAAAAACAGUCCAUACGAAGCAAUCUAUUCGCUGUUGCGAUAACUCCGGCUUUAACCUGAUUCCUCGGUACAUACAUCCGAGUUGCAUGCCCAUCUCGGUGCCUGACAACGAUCCCUUCUUCAAAGACAAGUCUGUUUCAUGUAUGGAAUAUACCAGAUCUGCUACUACCUACCGAGGAGAUUGCACGUUCGGAGCUUCGGAACAAAUGAAUCAAGCCAGCCACUUCCUAGAUGGGUCUCAUAUCUACGGCACCAACGGCCGUGAUGCAGCAGCCCUGCGAGAGAAUGCUGGAGGCCUUUUAAAGACGAGUAAAAUAAAUGAAGAAGAAUUAUUGCCAUUAGCCCCGAACCCUACUGAGAAAUGUCUAGUUGAAAAUGCAUCAGGCGUUUGCUUUAAUGCUGGCGACGUGCGCGCUAACAUACAUCCAUGGAUGACUAGUCUUCAAUCCCUGUGGGUGAGAGAGCAUAACCGAAUAGCCCGAAGCUUAGCCACUCUUAACCCUGCAUGGAAUUCAGACAAAUUGUACCACGAAGCGAGGAGAAUUGUAGUCGCUGAAUUACAACAUAUCACAUAUAAACAUUGGAUAGCAGCUCUAACAGGAAAAAUAUUUGAUGAAUUGCAUGAAGGAUACGAUACGGGAUACAAUUCUGAUGUGGACCCCACUAUCACAAACCCAUUUGCCACUACAGUCUUCCACUUCGUCAAUAGUCUUUUAGACCAGGAUUUAGAAUUGUUAGACGAAAACAACAAAGUGGUCUCGACAUCAAGGCUCAUGAAUAAUUACUUCAAGCCGGAGAUUGUAACUCAAAAAGGCGGUCUGCAGAAAAUUUUGAGAGGAAUGAUUAAUCAAAACAGCCAGAGAAUGGACUUUAACUACGACGACGAUUUACGUCAUCAUUGGCUUGGUGGACUAGAUGUGUUGGCUAUUGAUAUUCAACGCGGUCGUGACCACGGACUACCCGGGUACACCCAGUACCGUACAGUAUGCGGACUAACGCCUGCCACCACAUUUGAGCAAUUGUCUGACGUCAUACAGCAAGAGACUGUGGACAAAUUGUCUCAACUGUAUGAAAAUCCGGCUGAUAUAGACUUGGUAGUGGGAAUGAUGGCUGAGAGAGCUCUACCUUCAUCACAGCUGGGACCUACUGCCACAUGUUUCCUUAAGGAACAACUUUGGCGCACUCGUGCAGGUGAUCGUCAUUUUUACACGCACGCUGAUGAAUCUGGUAGUUUUACUAAACGGCAAUUGUCGGAAAUCAAACGCGCGUCCCUCUCACGACUGUUGUGUGAUAACGCUGGAUUUACUAAAGUCCAGCGGGAUGUUUUCCAAACUCCUUCUGAAAGCAAUCCGUCACUUUCUUGCGAUGAAAUCAAGAAGGUAAAUUUAGAAGCAUGGCGGGAUCCAUCUCAGAAGCCCGAUAUCUUAACACGCACUACAAAAUGGAUUAAAACCAAAGUUGGUACAACAAGCACUACAAAAUGAACUACACCAACAAUGAAUGUUGAUAAUAAUUAUAUUUAAAUUGUGUACCUGCAAGUUUAACACCUGUGGUGCAAGUUUAACUAUUUCAAAUUCACAUUGAAGUUAUUAUAAAACUUUAUCAUUGGAAUUAUAAAGACUGAUUUCUAAUAAAUAGAAUUCCUCUGAGUGAAGUUCUCUGAAUUGAAAUAAAUUGGUAUGAAUUUGUUAAACUUGCAUCAUAGUUUUGGUUUUAGUGGAGAGAUUCAGUAUUGUGAUUGUCUGUAAAGGAGUGAUAAACAGUCGUAAUGUCACUAUUCUUUAUAUAAAAACUUACGAGAAAUAGUCUCGUAUGACUGUACUUUAGCGCCUUGAUUCAGAAGCAUCUAUAUUAAGUAACCUUUAUGUGUAGCUAUAUUAAUUUAUAAGGAAUAAUACUGUUGGCUGUGAUAUGUCGACUUGAAUAUUGUGUCCAUUUGUCAAAGUGUUUUCUCGAAAUUUACGGAUAAAACGACUGGAUGACGUUUUUCAAAAAGGUGUAAAAUUUAAAUUAUUAUUAUCAGAAUAAAAUUUAAAUUAUAAUCAAUUAAUAUAAUCCUAGUUUCUUAAUUUGAAUUGCACUUAUAUAAUUAGAUCGUAAAGAUUUUUAUAUAAUUUAAAAACAUUAAAAUAAAUAGAUUUUUUACGUAUAAUUAUAUUUAUCUUUUGUUUUUUAUUAUCUUUAUUGCACCAAUUACAGAACAUAUUAUCUUUUUAUUAUAAGAAACUAAAAUCUUAGAUUAGGUCAAAAACAUAAUGAGUAUGGGACAGUAAUCGAAAGGACCACAUAUAUUUCAUAGUUGCACUUUAUUACUAUCCAUUAUAGUUUAAAAUAUCUUGGUGCUAUAUGAUAUGCGAUUUAAAUGUAAACAAUCAAACAGCCUUUCUAGGGAUUCUAAACAAUUAUGAUUAUACUACAUCAAGAAGCUGCUUUAUUUUCAGAAGUUUACUUCAUUGUACUUGUUAUGACAAAUUGAAAUACAGCAUUUCCUAAUUAACUUAAGAUAAUAUUUUAGGCGAGAUUGUUGUUUUUAUUUUCUUUAUUAAAUUAAGUAUAUGUAGGUAAAUAUUAAUUUAUAAACAUAUGGAACUUCUAAUGUACUUAUGAGUUAAGAGAAAAAUUAAUUUGAACUUAAUUAACUUAUAGUUAGAUAAAAACACAUACCUUUAAUUUUAGUACCUAUACUUAUGUAUGACACACUGCCAAAGACUUGUAUGAAAACAAGGUUAUAUUUCCGAGUAACUAUGUUGGUUUAAAAAUAAGUAAUAUAAAACAAAUAAUUUAAAAAAAAGUUUGAUUCUUGUUGAAUAAUCCCGAACUGGACCGUGCCGUCCAGUUUGUUGACAUAAUUUAUAUAAAAAAAAUUAAAUCUCCAAGUGACUUAAAAGGUAUAAACAAUAUUUUUUAUUAUGUAUUUAAUAACCAAGAUACAUUGACACUCCAUUACCUUUUUAAAUUAUGAAGUAAAAGGUAUCUUUUUAGAUAGAUAUAUUUUAUAAUAAAAUAGAUUUGCGAUCAUAUAAUUUACCAUUAUUGUCGCAAAUUUUUACAAAUCAAUUUAAACAGAACAUUUUAAAGUCGUGGUACUUUAGUGAUUCAAUCAUAUUUUUUGUUUCUAUUUUAUUACAUAAACUGAAAAAACUUAAUUUACAAAAAUUUUCGAAGUUUACGAAAUAGAUCAUUGCUGCAGGAAGUAAUUUUGUUACUCAACAAUCACUUUCUAUUCUAAUUACUUUUGUACGUUGUCAAAUAAACUGUUUAUCUAUUA
Messenger RNA from Achroia grisella, 4335 nucleotides. RefSeq names its product peroxidase-like. The record is from RefSeq and is a predicted model, not a curated record. Gene Ontology annotation, molecular function: peroxidase activity; heme binding. Bases 146 to 2551 code for a protein of 801 amino acids. Gene Ontology annotation, biological process: response to oxidative stress. Lineage: Eukaryota; Metazoa; Arthropoda; Insecta; Lepidoptera; Pyralidae. The transcript is spliced from 13 exons.